Molecule: messenger RNA, 5433 nt
Organism: Conger conger (European conger)
Lineage: Eukaryota; Metazoa; Chordata; Actinopteri; Anguilliformes; Congridae
Product: transferrin receptor protein 1-like
Exons: 18
Coding region: 127-2460 (777 amino acids)
Biological process (GO): iron ion transport; intracellular iron ion homeostasis
Cellular component (GO): external side of plasma membrane
Source: RefSeq, a predicted model, not a curated record
AAUAAGAGUCGUGUACAUAACAGGAGGUGCCGGUGAAACCAGAAAAUUCAGAAGGGGCAGAAUCCCCGUCGAGUUGGUGACAUAGAAAGCCGUCACUUGGGAACAUUUGACUCCUGUGAAGCCACGAUGAACGACGCCAGGUCCACAAUAUCAAAAAUAUUUAAUGGGGAGCCUCGCUCCUAUACCCGCUUCAGCCUGACGCAGAACAUGGAGGGGGAGAACAGCCAGGUGGUAAUGAAGCUGUCCUCCGACAUGGAGGAGGAGACGGGCAGCCCCACGGGGGAGCACAACGGCUACAUCCACACUCGCGUCUCCCCCGACGUCCCGAUGGCCCAGCGCUCCCCAAGGAACGUCUGCUUCCUCAUCAUCACCACCCUCCUCAUUUUCGUCAUUGGAUAUCUGAUUGGGUACUUGGCUCACAGCAAACAGGACUCUCCAAGCUGUUCUGAGUCCUCUGUCUCAGACAGCCCAGAGAUAGCAUUGCAACUUAGCCAAGAAGAACUCCCUCUGAGCUGGACCGAUCUCAAGACAUUGCUGAACCAGAAGUUAGAUGAGAACAGCCUAGAAAAAACCUUCAGCGAAUUUUCUGUCAGCGGCGGCAGGCACGAAGCUGGCUCCGAUGGAGACUACGCUCUGGCCAACCGAGUUACCGCAAGGUUCGAGAACUACGACAUGAGCCCCUGGAACGACGAGCACUACGUGAAGCUGCAGGGACCUCCCCGGACCGGCAGGAAUAGAGUGGUCUUCUCUGGGGAAGAAAUCGGAAGUCCUAAGGCAUACCUGGCCUACAGUGCUACCGGAACCGUGCAGGGUAACCUGGUGUAUUGCAACUAUGGCCAGCCAGGGGAUUAUGUAACUGCGGAUAGCUUCAAGGCGCAGCUGAAUGAAAGUGUGGUCCUCCUCCGAGCUGGAAAAAUAAGUUUUGCAGAAAAGGUGGCUAAUGCUGCCAAGAUGAAGGCAGCAGCCGUGCUGAUCUACCCAGACCCUGCCGACUACAGUCUUGAAGACAAUACAGAGCUCUUUGGUCAUGUCCAUUUGGGUACUGGUGACCCAUAUACCCCGGGGUUCCCGUCCUUCAACCACACCCAGUUUCCCCCCAUAAAAUCCUCGGGACUGCCUGGAAUCCUUGCCCAGACCAUCUCCUCCAACAUGGCGAUCAAACUCUUCAGGAAGAUGAGUGGGAUCAGUGCCGGUUCCUUUUGGCCAGGGGCUCUGGCUGUGGACUACAAGAUGGGUGGGGUCGCUGAUGUGGUCACGGUGGAAGUCAACAACGACCUUGUGGACAAGAAGAUCAACAACGUGUUUGGUAUCAUCAAGGGAUUUGUGGACCCAGAUCGGUACUUAGUGAUUGGUGCACAGAGAGACUCCUGGGGCCCAGGAUUUGCCAAGUCGACUGUAGGCACCAGCCUGUUGGUGGAGCUGGCUCGUGUCAUCUCAGACAUGGUGAAAAAUGAUGGAUUCAGGCCUAGGAGGAGUAUUAUUUUUGCAAGCUGGAGUGCUGGUGAAUUUGGGAGCGUGGGUGCCACCGAGUGGCUAGAGGGAUAUUUGUCUUCGCUGAACCUCAAGGCUUUUUCCUAUAUAAGUUUGGAUGGCGUGGUUGCAGGAGAUGACGCCAUUAAGGCAUCUGCAAGCCCCCUCUUGCACAGCUUGAUUGAGAGCACGUUGAGGGAGGUGAACAGCCCCAUCAAUUCUCAAAAACAGGAAACUCUCUAUACACAGGCAGGUGGGAUAGAAUGGAAAAAAAAAGUCAUGGUCCCCAUGAGGAUGGAUGACACUGCAUACCCCUUCCUGGCUUUUUUGGGGAUCCCCUCCGUCUCAUUCCGCUUCACUGAGGGGGACUCUAAAGAUUACUCGUACUUUGGAACCAUGUUGGACACCAAGGACAAGCUGCAGAAGGCCACCAAGCUUCGCCUGGGGCGUUUUACAGUAGCGGCCGGGCAGGUGGCGGGCCAGAUGGCACUCAGACUGGUCCACGACCACCUGCUGAAGCUGGAUGUUCAGGCAUACACCAGCAUGAUCCGCAGCAAAGUCGCCCAGAUCAACCGCCAACUCUACCAGCUAAAGCAGUCAGAAAUCUUGCCCAAGGAUCUAACCGCACAGUGGAUAAUGUCGUCGGCCGGGGCAUACAGCCGCGCCUCCAAUGACCUUGUCAUCGACAUCAAAGAAAGCGAUCUCACCGACGUGGAGAGGUGCCGCAUCAUCAACGACCGCAUCAUGAGGGUGGAAAAAAACCUCCUUUCUCCAUAUGUACCCUUGAAGGAGACUCUGUUCCGCCACAUCUUCAUCGGCAAAGGCUCCCACACCAUGGGGGCUAUUGUGGAUCACCUGAAAGGCCUUAAAAAAGGCCUGGCUGCUUCAGAAGUGGAUCUUUUCAGGAACCAGUUUGCCCUGGCUACCUGGACCAUCCAAGGCUGUGCCAAUGCUCUGGCCGGGGACAUUUGGCUACUGAAGUUGGAGUAGUAGGCCCGUUGUGCCUCCUACCCAAGAAAUGCAAAAUAUAACACUCCCAAGUGCAAAUAGGCAUGGUUCUGAAAUUAGAAAAAUCAAUGUGUGCUGAUUUGUUGUGCAAUAUUUAAAUGGCCCUUCUCCCUCUGGAAUGUUCUUAGAAUUAAUAACCGUAAAACGGAUUAAUUCCUUAAAAAAAUCUCUGCUGGAAUAUAAGUGAUGUAAAAAGCCUGCAUUCAUUUCAUGGAAUUAGAUUCUAAAAGUUCUGGUUUGUUUCUAGGUAACAACAAAUAUUUGGUAUUAAUUACAAAAGGAUAACGGCACAAACGAUUAUUAAUCAGGUAGAUUGCAACAAAAGGUUUUGCCAGCAGAUAGUAUCCCCCCUAACUGAAAACUAACUUUGCUGGUUUUAGAAUUAAAAUUCCAAAGUUAUAACAUUUAUAAAAUGCAGGUCAAUCUAAUGGGGGAAUGCUUGUUACAUGUUUGAGAAAUUACUUGCGAUCCUUGAAACUUUUUAUAGGUCAUUAACCAUUUUUUGUACUUCGGAUUUUUUAAAAAUUCUGGCUGACUGGAGAAUUGACUGGCACAGGAUAUGACAUGAAUUUAAAGGGCUGCAUAUAAAUAAUGAAUUGCUCAUAACAGAAUGGCAUUAUAACAUCACUAAUACUAAUACUUUUUCUGUAGCUAAAACUAAAAGUUAAAUUUGAUGCCUUCUGAGCAGUGAUCUUUUAGAUCCUCCCUUCAUAUUUGAGUACUUGGUCUGUAAUCAUUAUCUUCUCCAAUAGUCAGUAUUAUUUGGCCUAAAGCAUCCUCUAUAUUAUUUUGUUGGUUUGUUCUUUAAGAUGGGAAGAAUGGGUCUUCACCAUUUGGCACUGAGAUAAGAUAUUUAUUUGUAUUUAUUUAUCAGUGACAGGGUUCACUAUAAAUAGUGUUUUUAACGCCUUUUUGUUAUAUAAUUAUCGGAAGCAGUGCCUUCCAUAAUUAUGACAGUUAUACUGUCGAAUAUACAAAGCAGCAUCUGCUUCGGAAAUAAACUUGUUACCAACAGCUGUUACUGGAAGCUGCUGCGUUGCCCAGCAGUUGAUAUUGAGUCAAAUGUCUACUAAUUUUUCAGACCUCAAGAUGUUUUCCAUCAAGAUGGAAAAAAAAUGAACACCAAGUAUGUUUACACCAUGGUCACUACAGACCCCAGCUGUUUCUGGUACACACAUUUUGGUACAUUUUUAUUUCUAAUCCUAAAACAUUAUCGGGAGCAGUGUCUUCCAUAAUGUGAAGAAGAAGGUAGUUUUUGCCUACCAGCGUGUAUAUAUCGAGAGCAGUGUCUCUCAUAUUUCACUGUAGGGUGGAUAUAAUUAUCGGGGACAGUGUUUCCCAUAAUUCUUAUAUAUAUUGUCUGCAAACUACUGCAUUACUUCACGUCCCUUGUAUGAAUGUCAUCACGACCUUAAAACCACUCCAUGUGGGUGGAAUUGUUGACUUCCUUACCAUCUAAAAAUCAGCAAGUCAUUCAUUUGUUACUGAUAAAAAGAAAAGCAAGAGGGUAAAUGACUUCAUUUUUCCAAAACCAUCGUAACCCUUGUGUAGUCUUAACAUUCUGUAUACUUUCCUUGUCCUAAGGAUAAAAAAUCACCCGCCUUCACUAAACCCCAAAAAUAAAGCAGCUUAAUUGAAUUUUAAACCCCAAAUCUAUUUUGCAUGUAGAAACAACCACUCAUCACAAGCUUUGUCAUCAAAUUUCAAGUUGAAAAAAUAUUAUUUAGGGGGUUAUCUCUGUUGUUAAACAUACUGGCGGGUAAUUUUUGACCCUUGACAACACAAGGGUUAAAGCCUUUCUUUCUUCUCAUGAAAUUAUCAUAUAUUUCAUGUGUGUGGCUUGUAUGCCUUGUAUGAGCAUUGUUCGUCAAACUUAGAUUCCUUGCAUUUAGCAGGUUUUGAAUACUAGAAUUUUCUUUUUCUGCAUUUUUUACUGUUUGAAACUCUAUUUUAGUUUAAAUUCAAUCUCUUUGAUUUCAGUCUGUUUAAAAGUGGAACGUAUGAACCCAGACAUUUUUUGGUUACAAAUUUGCUGUUUAUUUCCUUUUGAACAAACAACUAAUAUGGACGUUCUGUACAAAAAAGUACUCCUUUUGCAUGAGAUUGUAGUGUAUUUAAUGCAGAAUGAGGAACUGAUGUAUUGGGAUUUUUACAAUUCACCUUUUUUCAGCAGUACUUACUGUGGUGUGUCACGUUGGCAUUGGACAUUUUAAAUUGAGUGUUGAACCUGUCUGCCUCUUUUGCUUCACAAUUAAUCUUCAGCACAUUUUGAGAUUCAUUAGUGUAGUGUAAUGUUGCCACACUUGUGCAUGUUCUAUACAGUUCAUUUUUAACCACUAUACAACUCAAAUGUACAACUGGUAACCUUCAACUUCAACAGACAGUUUGCCAAAUCCUAAUCCUAAUCCUAAUGUAAGGGUUCAUUUAAAACCCCUUACAUUUAGUGUAAAGGGAAUUCGUCUGCAAUUAAGCCAGUUGUAUGCUGCAACAGCGUUCUUUUAAAUUGUCCAAGAUUUGCCAUUCUGUGUUACUUCUCUUGUUACAGUCAAAAACUUCGAACUGUUCUCAAGACUUAAAAAGCUUUGUGGUAGAGGGUAUAAAAAAGAAUGAUUCGUGGGUGUUCUGGAUGUUGGUGUUUUAGGACUGUACAGUAAAUAGAUUUUUAUCCCCUUUUCAAUCUGUUCACCGCUGUUUUCAUUAUUUGGCAUUUCUUGCAACAGAUGGCAAUGAAAAGUAUGUACUUUGUAUGCGUGCAAUUGUUUUAAAUGGAUGUGAACCUCUUGCUUCAAUACAGAUGAUUAAAGCUUACUUGUAUAAAAAUAACAAGAAAGUGUCUACUUGUCAGGCAAUACUGGGGUCUCAUAUCACAGAACCAUUGAUGGACAUGAUUCCAUGAGAUGUACUAAAAACAUGUAAUAAAAUGGCAAAUACUUUUGGUUGGCCAGUUACCCUGAA